This is a messenger RNA of Mytilus trossulus (common blue mussel), 1730 nucleotides long. RefSeq lists its product as uncharacterized. The coding region runs from base 498 to 1730 and encodes 410 amino acids. The record is from RefSeq and is a predicted model, not a curated record. Lineage: Eukaryota; Metazoa; Mollusca; Bivalvia; Mytilida; Mytilidae. The transcript has 9 exons.
CCUGCGCUACCAUCAGGAGUUGUCUGUACUGUUUCCACGGAUACAUGUACUGGUUUGGAUUGCUGUAUCACCAUUCCACUAACAAACAAGACAAUGAACUUCCGUAUUAACAUAAAUCAUUGUUACCAGGACAUUACUGUUGGAUUGGAAUCAAUGUACAGAGAAUAUAAAUUACUCGAUUAUGAUUUUGGAACUGUUGAACAUUUCAACCUGAGAGGAGUUGGAAAAAUGGAAUACAAAAUAGAGGACUUCCUUGGAGAGGGUGCUUACUUGUUGGAUAUUAGUUUUUCAUUCUGUUUAGAGACAGGAAGUUGUGAAUUUACAGAAACUAUCAUCCAGGGGGUCAAGUUCCCUAAAAAGAAAUGUACAUGGGAUGAUACAUAUAGGGUGAAAGACUUUUCAUUGGAACAGUGGAGCAGGGAGAGAUCUAUUAACACAACACAAGUGUAUCCAGCUUAUUACAUCUCAGAACUUCUACAGAACUUAGACCUAACCACAUGCUAUAUUUGAUUUCAGAUUUUUCACUGGAACAGUGGAGCAGGGAGAGAUCUAUUAAUACAACACAAGUGUAUCCAGCUUAUUACAUCUCAGAACUUCUACAGAACUUAGACCUGACAACAUACUUCAAGAGAUUUCAAUGUAGCCAAUCAGCAUCUCUGUAUAAUUCACCAACCAAUGGAUGGAAAAAAGAAUGCUCUGACACAGAUGUAGUAGCUAUUUCUACCAAUCCAAUGACAUGUCGACUGAUGUCAGACUGUGCUGCUGUCAGCUGUUGUUUAGAUGAAGAUUUUAUCAGCAAGACUUUUGAAGUGAUCUUUGAGAUAGAUGACUGCGAGAGAAAGAUAUACAUUGGAAUAGAAGAACUAAAGUUUUAUAUUCCUCUACAUGACUUUCAAUUUGAUACAUGGCAUGAAUUCAGUUUAGUAAAGACAAUCCGCAUAAGGUACAAUAUAUAUGACCCUUGGAGUGAAGGAGUAUAUCUGGUAUCCUUAGAGAUAUCGUCUUGCUGGGAGAUGUAUGGUAGUUGUGCCUGGACCCAGUCUGUACUGGAUUAUGCCAGAUUUAAAAAACAGAUAUGUCCCUCACAGAUGGCAUACCAGAAUUCAAGCUUCUCUCUGACAUCUUUGGCUUCUAGUAACAGUUUUGACAUGGAUGCCAUGACUGAAACAGACCUUACACGUCUCUAUGAUGAACUGGAUGUUGCCUGGUAUCUUAAAAACACAUGUGACUAUGAAAUGUCACCGUUUACAGCUAACAGAUGGAAUAAUACUUGUGGUUCCACCAUUAACAACUUACCUACGUUAUCCAGUGGUACUUCCUGUUAUAUAUCUGACGUAUGUACAGAUGUAAGAUGCUGUGUUUCCGUACCAUUGUUCGGUAACCAUACAUUUGAUUUCUCACUUAAUUUGGAUGGAUGUACACAAUACAUGGAAAUAACUUUGGAGAAUUACAAGAAACGAUUCAUGUUGAGAGACUAUACCUUUGGUCAGGAAGAUUAUUUGUGGAUUAAAGGAGUGUUCCGACUCAAGUACACAAUAGAUGAUUUACCGGACCAGAAUCUGUACAGAGUAUCUGUUAUGUUUGAGGUGUGUACCACAGAUGGUUCACCAUGUGAGUACAGCCUGACAGUAAUGGACAGUGUAGAACUACCAAGAUCUUCAUGUCUACCACUGUGGGAAUAUGGAUAUGCUGAACAGGGUAAGUUAACUUACAUCUUGUUUCAAAAAUAA